Molecule: messenger RNA, 672 nt
Organism: Bipolaris maydis ATCC 48331
Lineage: Eukaryota; Fungi; Ascomycota; Dothideomycetes; Pleosporales; Pleosporaceae
Source: RefSeq, a predicted model, not a curated record
UCACAAACAGUAGUGUGGUCGUGGCCUCCGCAAAGAAUUGCCAAUUGCAGCCAAGUAAUGACGGAGCUUCUUGUUUUCAGUGUUUGCAAAGCAACGGGGAAAGACGGGACACGCUCUUUGUGCUUGUUCAUACGAGGCUGCCAAAUCUUAUGCAGACACAUGGCGUGAACCAUAUGUCGCCUUAACACGGGGUGUUAAGAAGCAUUCAGCGUGCUCAACUCUAAGGCAAGUACUCACAUGGUCGCCCCGAAACGAGACCCGUCAUGCAUACAGACAUGUACACGCAAGCUGCAAGCCUCACUCAUCACUGGCACACCUCAGAACCGGAGUGUGCUCCCUACUCUCCGCAACAACUGCCCCAGAUCCAGUGCAAAGGCCCAGGAAGAUCCAGGUCCGAACAUGGUGCCACUGCAGUGCCUUACGGUAGUGCCAUGUACGUGCAAUGCCGAAUCAAUCUCGCCAAUACAUUUUGCACAUGCAUCGUAGCCGCGUCUUGCUCAUUCAAGAAGCCGCAUCCCAACAUACUACUUCUCCACAUUUUAGGGUUGAUUUUUUAGGUCUCGGCUUGUUUGAUGGGGGGCCUUUUUUUCAUCUCGUUAGAUGAAAAGUGAAAAAAGGGGGAAAGUUUGGGUUGUGGGUGCCGUGACAAAAUCGCGUCCUUUGCGCGGAGAA